GAGCGAGGAAGAAUUUCAACUCCAGUGAGGGUACAGCGACAUCCUCCAGCAUGAAAUAAGCACCUAGCUUGAUGUAAUUUAUUAUUGGCUUUAAAAUAACAAAAUGUGGAGGUUAAACAAAGUUCGCCACAAAGCUGGUCGACAAGGCGACAGCUUGGAGGAGUUCAAGUUAAAGAGACGAGAGCACGAAAAAGUACUGAGACAGGCCCGCAGAGACAGACAGCUUGUAAGCAAGAGACUCCUGCUGAAUGACGAUGAGGACCAGCCAGAGGUCACCAUGGACACUCACUCAGGGGAACAGGACGUGAUCAGUUUGUUCCACAAACUCCAACGCAGCGGGCCAGAGAGGGAGGCCGACCUGAAAGCCUUGAGUAAAGCUCUCCGUGACCCAUCAGCGCAGCUCACCUUCAUCAAGCAGGAGAACAGCAUGCAUCUCCUGGUUGGUCUCCUCACCGGCUCUAAUGCUACAUGCCGUCUGCAGGCUGUUCGCUGUCUUCAUGAGCUGUCUCACUCUCCCCACACCAACGUGGCUCCAGCCUGUCUGCCUGCCACCCCCUACCUGCUCACCUACCUGUCUGGCCAGAGCACCAAGUUCACUGAGCUGUGUCUCUACACGCUAGGUAAUUUAUGCCCAGACAGUGAUGCUGUAAAAGAGAAACUCCUGGCCCAGGGAGUCAUACCAUCUCUGGCCAACUGUAUCGAGAACCAGAGACAUAACCUUGCAGUGGUGGAAGCUGUGGGCUUCACCCUCUCUCAGCUUCUCCAGGCUAAAGAUGCAGCAAAGAAAAUGAUCCCCAUUGUCCUCGCCUCAAGUUUACCUUCACACUUGUUAUCGGUUCUUACUCCGGACCCAAAUUUUGGCCUGGCACCUGCCAUUGAGUGUGCGUGGUGUCUGCACUACCUCACAUGCAGCAUGGAGGAUAACAGAGUGCUGUUGGCUCAAGGGGCCCUGUUGAAGUCUAGUUCACUAGUAGUGUCACUAGGGGGCGCUGUGGCUGAAGGAAACAUAGAAGAAGGAAUGGAGCUGCUCAUCUGUCCUCUGCUGAGGUGCGUGGGAAACCUCCUGUCCUCCUGCCCAGUGGAAGACCUGAGCACUCAAGUGGGCGAUGUUCAUAUUGUAGUUGCUCUGUGUGCGAUUCUUAAGGCCUACCUGCAGACCCAGCCAGCCCUGGCCAGAGAGAGCGCCUGGGUCCUCAACAACCUCACAGCUCACUCCAGUGCUCUGUGUUCUGCUCUGCUGACUCUCAACCUGGUCCCUGGACUGAUCCAGCUCCUUCCUUUCUCUCAAGGCAUCAAUACGAUGAUCCUGAGGGUUCUGGCAAAUAUAGCCCAUAAGAAAAGGGAGUUUUGUGUCCAGCUGGCCCAUCUUGGAUUGCUCUCUGCACUCUGUGCCACACUUAAAAUGGCCGACCAAGAGAUGGUGACCCUGAGCAUGGAUAUGCUGUUCAUGCUGGUCAUUAGUGGUCCACAGGUGGCCGAGGAGUUUGUGAGGCAAGGCGGGCUUUCACUGUUAGAAGCCAGUCAGUACAACAGCGAAGAAGAGAUCAGACGAAGAGCAACGUAUCUGCUGGAGCACCACCUGCUGUCCUACUCAUCCUAUUGCUCGGUGGACAACACCUCAAACUCCUGAAACAACAGGAAGGGUUCAUAUUCACAGUGUCACAAAACACUGUUACCAUGACAACACACUUGAGAAUACAGGACUUCCUGUUUACUUUUUGCAAUCUGUGUAAUGAACAAACAAUGUUGUUAUAUUUAAAGUAAUUUUUAGACUUUUUAAAUAUGAUGGUAUUUUGAUGUUCAUUGUUGUUAUCAGUGGUAUUUAAAUACAUAUAAAGAUGAAAUCAGAUUUUUUUAAUACCUGAAACUCCUCUGGUCUUAACACUCUGACAUGUUUGCAUAUUUGCAUCAAAGUCUCUCAUCUGAAACUGGAACACCAACUGUACGUACAGGGGAUGGAUUUAUAUGACCCACUGUAAAUAUUUAGAAUGAGUGCGAGGGCACCCUUUGUAUUUAUUGGCUUUGUGAUGAUGUUGUAUUUUAGAUGUAUCAUGUAUUUUGAGCCAAAAAGCCUGAGAUGUCUUUCAUGGCUGUACAUUCAGCAGAUGAAUUGUAAAUUAAUAAAU
Chelmon rostratus (copperband butterflyfish) is the source of this 2126-nucleotide messenger RNA. It is a transcript of the gene tmco6, whose product is annotated as transmembrane and coiled-coil domains 6. The record is from RefSeq and is a predicted model, not a curated record. The transcript is spliced from 13 exons. Gene Ontology annotation, molecular function: protein binding. The coding region runs from base 104 to 1630 and encodes 508 amino acids. NCBI's taxonomy places the organism in Eukaryota, Metazoa, Chordata, Actinopteri, Chaetodontiformes, Chaetodontidae.